UCCUACACGCAAGGGCACGGCACUCAAACUUCACAAUGACUAGAGCAAAGCAGUGUUGGGAGACCUAUGACAUGCAAUUAAUAAAGGAAAUCAUAUCAGAUAUGAUAAAAUAGGAAUCAAAUCAUCACUUAAACAAACAGAUGGUGCUGCUCUCCUGUCUCACAUCUUUCCUUUUUAUUUUUCUUAAUUCUUUUCCUUCUAAUCCAUUUCUCUUUUUCCUCCUACACAAAAAACAACAAUUCCCUUUGGCUUCAUGCAAUUCAUGAACGCCGCUCAAUCAAAAACUCCCAUUCUCAAAUACUUUCUCAUCUCUCUCUUCCUUUCUUUACCUCUCCUCCUUCUCUUCUCCUCCCUCCAACCCCACAUCCACCGCCCAACCCUCACUGACCCCGUCUCCGAAGAUCUCAAGAUCCGACCCGGCUACAACUCCUACGAAGCCUACCUUCAACGUCAACUCAACAAAACCCUUAACCCUAAACUACGUCAAAUAUGGACAACACGUGACUGGGAACGUAAAAUUCAAGUCUUUGCCAAGUUCUUCAACGAGUUGAAACAAAAAAACCUUCUUUCUAAUCAAUCAAAAGCUCUCUGUGUCGGCGCUCGUGUUGGCCAAGAAGUUGAAGCCUUGAAACGCAUCGGCGUAUCCGACUCGGUUGGUAUCGAUUUAGUGCCGUAUCCGCCUCUGGUUAUAAAGGGAGACUUCCACAAGCAGCCGUUUGAUGAUGAGACUUUCGACUUCGAAUUCUCGAACGUGUUUGAUCACGCACUAUAUCCGAAUAAAUUCGUUAUGGAGAUCGAACGGACGUUGAAACCAGGUGGGGUUUGUGUUUUACAUGUGGCGCUAUCUAGACGGGCUGAUAAGUACUCGGCCAAUGAUUUAUACAGCGUCAAACCACUGUUGAAGAUGUUCAAGAGAUCGGAGAUGGUCCAGGUCCGGAAAGUUGACGGGUUUGGGUUAGAUACAGAGGUGGUAUUCAGGAAGAAAGACAAAAAUCCAAGGGUCAAGAUGAAUGCAGCAUUAAUUAAUUGAUUAGUUGGCGUUAAUAGUAGAAAUGUAAUUAUUAUUGUUGUUGUUGUUGUUGUUGUUUGCGUUAGACGUUACUUCUAAGUUCUGGCCACCAAACCAAUCAAAAUUAAUAAAAGAUUUAUAAAAUAAAACCUAAAACAUCA
Mangifera indica (mango) is the source of this 1170-nucleotide messenger RNA. RefSeq lists its product as uncharacterized. The record is from RefSeq and is a predicted model, not a curated record. Gene Ontology annotation, molecular function: S-adenosylmethionine-dependent methyltransferase activity. Lineage: Eukaryota; Viridiplantae; Streptophyta; Magnoliopsida; Sapindales; Anacardiaceae. The transcript has a single exon. Bases 254 to 1030 code for a protein of 258 amino acids.